AUACGUCGGUGACCUUUUCGCAUUCAGCUAGGCUGUUGUUUUUGAUGAAUACCAAUCCCCUUCUUCGCGCGGUAUCCGGUCAUUCUCACCGGGUGCGCCGAUGAAGCCGUGGCGUAUUCAGAAGCCAAUCUGGAUUCAGCGAAUUUACCUGGCGCUCCAAAUUCGAGGGUAGCUUAGGAGCUAGAGGCUUUGUGAAAAAAAGAAGGCACCUACCAGCUAGGCCGUUUCUGGUUGAAUGGAACUACGGGGUGAAAUAUUAGAGGCCGAAUGUUCUGUUGGAGUUGGGGAUUGGAGGGCGCAAAUACGAGUCUCAUGAGCACCAGUAGCGACCUCUUUUCCGACAUAUGUAUGAUAACAAGCAUCUAGUACGGCUAAGGUACUUCCUGUUUAUACAUACGUGCGACGUUAUACCCGAUUGAAUAGUAGUUUUCGCAACCUUUCGACAGUCGUAUCCCUAGAGCGAAAUUGAAUAGACACAGUUCAGGCAGACGCACGUACAUCUUACUCCCCUUUCCUAGCUUCGAUUUAGCAGAAAUUGUCCCAUGCGUCGUCAUUCAUACUUCGUGGAAUGAUACCGAGUAGUCGUCAUGACCGAAAGCGCCAUUGCAGAGCAUCUUCAGCAGGAGAGGACCCUGCCAGCAAGAACGCCACAGAAUUAUCACCCCGCAUACCCAGUCUACACCACUCGAUGGGGCAAGAAUGUCACCGACCUCGUCAUGGCGGUGUUGGGAACGCAAUUCUCGACUCGAAGCAAUCAGGCCGACGAAGCCAGGGCCAAACUUCUCUCUUUCUUAGAACCUGACAGCACUGAUAUCUCGACAAGACCUAGCUUCAGUGAAGUCACGUCGGUGACGGAUGCCAGAGGUCAUUAUAAUGAGGCAAUUAUCGCCUAUUGGCCUAGCAUCACAGCGUACAGGCAAUGGGCUGUAGAAAGCGGAUUCCAACAAUGGUGGGACGCGCUUGACGCUGAGCGCGAAUCACACGGCUGGUUCCUCGAAGUUUUCUUCCCAACAAUGGAUAGGAUAGAGACCGUGUAUACCAAUAACGAGGUAGGCGAGGGUGCGGCGCAUAUGAGGGACAGCUUCAGCGGUGCGAUAGCCGAGCAUGGCUAUUGGGGUAGCAUGCGCGACCGCCUGCCUGCGUCGCAGACAAAUCCCCUCGACGGCGAUAAAGUGGACUGGAACGCGAAAGAGACGGAAGACUCGGCGGGUAGCGCAAAGCGUCGGAUUCGCGUUCCCGGAACCCCGAAUCUGGCUGUCAUCCGCUCCGCGCAGGACUGGGCGGACACGAGCCCCGCGGAGCGCGAGCUGUAUCUCAACGAGAUGCAUCCUGUGCUGGUGAAGGGGAUGGACUACAUCCGCGAUUACGGCUAUGAGACCGGGUGUUACAGUUGUCGUCUCAUGGACGUCGUGGACGCCAAGACGGCAAAGGCGGAUCGCGACCGCACGUUCGGGCUCGCAUAUUUCGACGAGCUGGCGUCGUUGGAACGCUGGAGCAGAGAACAUCCCACGCACCUUGCUAUUUUCGGGGGCUUCUUUCGUUAUGCCAAGAAACUCAACAACCAAAUCACAUUGCGCUUGUCUCACGAGGUACUGGUGCUGCAGCCGGAGCAACAGCUUUUUGAAUAUGUCGGUUGUCACGCUGCCACUGGUAUGCUGACUUCCGUGUACGGGCAUCCAGGGCUAGCUCAGAUAACUUGACGACAACACUUUUCGGUAAUUACUUGGACCAAUGUAUGACUUAGUAGGAUAAUACGGUUGAAAUGAACUAGUCUUCUCGCGAUCGUUGUAAUAGGCGAAGGAGACUCGCGCCGCUCUCACACUUAUAUGUAUUACUGCCUUCGCCCCUCAAAUCUACGGUCCUGGCGGCCUUUUUUUUCUAUUACACCUCAUUAUAACAGCCUUCUCUCGUAUCGUAUAUUUGGCUCAGCAAAUUUACUUCAAAACGAUCAGUGGUGAGGUGUGCAAUAUUGAUAACUCGGUUCGGGGGUGUCGCUGAUUUAUCAUCGCUGCCUCCGAGCCCUUAGAGUUAAUUCACUUCUUUCUUUACCCUAAUCAUACCAUUUAUAUCUAACCAGAGGGAUAUACCCCUAUACCGUAAAUAUCAAGUCAACAAUGUCUCCCGCCCCCCCUUUUUUAUGGAAAGAGGGAGAUAAGAGGAAAGUCUAUU
Messenger RNA from Xylaria bambusicola, 2169 nucleotides. Its product is annotated as phenylacetaldoxime dehydratase. The transcript is spliced from 2 exons. The coding region runs from base 588 to 1700 and encodes 370 amino acids. The record is from RefSeq and is a predicted model, not a curated record. NCBI's taxonomy places the organism in Eukaryota, Fungi, Ascomycota, Sordariomycetes, Xylariales, Xylariaceae.